UGUCCUGAGAGUCCCUGCGUGGCGUGGGGGUGGAGGGGACUCAGAGGUGCCUGGUCUCUCCCUUGCAGAGCUCGGCCCCUCCCCGGCACAGCGCGGCGGGCUGAGCACGAGCACCAGGAGAUGAGCGCGGAGACGGUGGCUGCAGACAUGGACGCCCUGUGCCCCGAGCUACUGCUCCCUGCCCCGGCGGACACGGGGCGCAGCAGAGGCCCCGAUGCCGGCAUGGCGGGUCCGUCGGCGCUGGCUGUGAGGCAGAGCCUGCUGCUGGCGGAGGGGGCACCCACGGGAGUGCAGGACGUGGAAAUCUUCGUGGAGGCCAUGGCGGGCAAUGUGGCGCUGAGCAACCCGGGCAGUGCCACAGAGGUCUUGGUCAAGGUGGUGGAGCUGUACUUCUGUGAGCGAUGCGGCCAGAGCUUCUCCGACCCUGGCCUGCUCACCCAGCACCAGUGCCUCACACUGGCAGCCCCCGAGUCCCUGGAGCUGCCCAGCACGCCCCAGCUGGCAGCACCCACCACCGAGGGACCCGGAGCGGGGCCAGGUCUCUGCCAGGAACCGCCCCAGAGGUUGCCGGAAACAGGCAGGCAGGGCAGAGACCUCAACUGUGCAGGUGAGCGCCUGCUGUGCCCCAUCUGCCAGGUGGAUUUUGCACUCCCCGGCGAACUCAAAGAGCACUUCAAGACGCACCGCAAUUCCACGGUCACCCCGGCAUGCCCCGCGCCAGGCUGCCCCUUCCUGCCUGGGGACCGCAGGCAGCUGCGCGGGCAUGUGCGCCGCGUGCACCAAGCAAUACCCAUCUCCUGCGUCUACCGUGCCUGCCCCCUGCUCUUCCUGAGCAGCCCAGCUAUGGAGGAGCAUCACCGCAGCCACUUCCCCUUCCACUGCACCCACUGCCCAUUCGUCAGUGCCAACAUCAAGCUCUUCCAGCAGCACGCGAAGAGCCACUGCCCCGAGCCAGCGGGGGCUACAGAGAUCUUCCUGGACGUGGCAGGGGUCAGGGAGACCCUCCCAGAGUCAGCGGAAGCUGGGGAGCCCCACAGCCGUGGUAUGCGUGACUUUGCUGCCAGGACUGGAGAAGUCCCAUCCGAUGACAAGGCCUCCGAGGAGGUGGCAUGUUCCCUUGACCCACCAGCCUGGGAUGGCAGCCACAGCGCCCCCGAGGACACUUCCCAUGAAGACGGACAGGCGUCGGCUGGGGAGGACGAUUCUGAGAGCAGUGGGGACGAGUCUCUGGACGAGGAGGAGGGCGAGAGCACUGGUGAGGCAGCCACCAGGAAGGCCAAGGCCCCUCGGGCCCAGCGAUUCAAAGGGGAUGUGGCGGAGGGGUCGGAGUCCCUGUUCAAGACCCACAUGUGCCCCGAGUGCAAGCGCUGCUUCAAGAAGCGGACGCACCUGGUGGAGCACUUGCACCUGCACUUCCCCGACCCCAGCCUGCAGUGCCCCAACUGCGGGAAGUUCUUCACCAGCAAGAGCAAGCUGAAGAUCCACCUGCUGCGGGAGACGGGCGAGAAGGCCCACCGGUGCCCUCUGUGCCAGUACCGCUCAGUGGAGAGGAACGCCCUCAACCGCCACAUGGCCAGCAUGCAUGAGGGCAUCUCCAACUUCUACUCAGACGUCUACGCCUGCCCCGUGUGCCAGGAGCCCUUCAAGCUCAGCCAGGCCCUCAAGGAGCACCUCAAGAGCCACCAGACCGAGCCCAAGCGGCUUAGCUGCUUCGAGGGUGGCUGCGACUACGGCACCGAGGACCGCAAGGACUUUACACGGCACCUCAAGGAGGCCCAUGGCCUCAAGGCAGUGGAGUGCACGUACCACGCCUGCUCGCUGCUCUUCGGCACGGCCGAGGCCAUGGAGACUCACCGCAAAACCCACUACGCCUUCCACUGCCAGCAGUGCGACUUCAUCUGCUCCAACAAGCACGUCUUCCGCAAGCACAAGCGCCAGGGCCACCCCGGCAGCGAGCGGCUGCAGUGCGGCUUCUGCCCCUACACCACCUUCAACCCUGUGGAGUUCCACGACCACCUGGGCAAGAUGCACGCCCACGAGAAGAUCCACAAGUGCGGCGAGUGCGGCUUCGCCACGGCGCACAAGAGGGUGCUGAUGCGCCACGCGCUCCUGCAUACCGGGGAGAAACCUCACAAGUGCGAGCAGUGCGACUUCACGUGCCGGGACGUGAGCUACCUGUCCAAACACAUGCUGACCCACUCCAGCGCCAAGGACUUCAUGUGCACGGAGUGCGGCUACGUCACCAAGUGGAAGCACUACCUCAACGUGCACAUGCGCAAGCACACUGGGGACCUCAGGUACCAGUGCAACCAAUGCUCGUACCGGUGCCACCGGGCCGACCAGCUGAGCAGCCACAAGCUGCGGCACCAGGGCAAGAGCCUGAUGUGCGAGGUGUGCGGCUUCGCCUGCAAGCGCAAAUACGAGCUGCAGAAGCACGCGCAGGCCAAGCACGCACAGGGCUACCAGGCACCCGUCUUCCAGUGCCGCUACUGCAGCUACCAGAGCAAGUACAAGCAGGCGCUGCGCAGCCACGAGAACUGCAAGCACACGCAGCAGCGCGAGUUCCGCUGCGCCCUCUGCGCCUACUGCACCUUCAGCAACACCAGCCUCUUCUUCCACAAGCGCAAGGCCCACGGCUACGUGCCCGGCGACAAGGACUGGCUGCAGCACUACGCCAGCAAGGAGCAGGAAGCCGGUGCACCCCAUGAGGCCACAGGAUGUCACGCUGGGGAGGAGCCGUGGCAGGGGGCCAGCUCGGAGCCCCCAGAGGAAGAGGAAGAUGGUGAACCAGCCGGUGCAGAGCCGCUGCCGGAGCUAGCCGCAGGGCAGCAGGAAGGCGGCACGAACGUGGCGACGGAGGAGGGUGGGACAUCCAGUGAGGCCGUGGAUGGCUGCACACUGCACUUGGAGACACUGGAGGUCUCGGCGCAGGUGGUGCUGGAGGGCACGGCCCCUGCAGAGGCUCAGGGCUGCAAGGAUCCUGGGGCUGGGUACGGCAUCCUGAGUGCCACCGAGGCCUUGGCACUAGAGGACAGCACCCCUGGGCUGGAGGACAUUGCUGACUUUGAGGAAGAGCCGGAUGUGGCUGGGGCACCCGAGGGCAAUGUGGGCAGCCCUGGCAUGGAGAGGAGGCCAAGCCGGGACCUGUUGGAGGGGCCUGGAGAUCCCAGUGCAGGGCAGGACCCUGCUUCACCCAUGGCCGGCAGGAUGGGAGAGAGUGGCCAGACCAUGACAGCAGGGAUGGAGGAGGGUGGCGGCAAGCCCGGGGACGAGCCCGCGGCAGAGUGGGAGUUGCCGGCGCUGCGGCAGCAUGACAAGGAGCAAGCGGAGACGCUGGUGCUGGAGGGGCGUGUGCAGAUGCUGGUGGUGCAGACGGAGCGCCAGGUGUUCCCCUGCCGUGCCUGCCCCUACGUCACACGCAAGGAGCGUGCGCUGGCCCUGCACGCCAAAGCUGGCUGCCAGGCCCGGCGCACCCCGCUCCUGUGCCACGGCUGCGGUGCCAGCUUCAAGCAGCAGCGCGGCCUCAACACCCACCUCCUUAAGAAGUGCCCUGUCCUCCUCAAGAAGGGCCGGACGCCCAAGCUGGUGGGGCCGGAGCAGCCCAGGAAUCCCCCGCAGGACCCCCAGUCUGCGGCCAUGGAGGACAGCACGGGUGUCCUGGAGGCAGCAGAGGGGAGCCCGGAGCCUGGGGCCACAGAGGAUGGCACGGAAGGGGCAGUGGGGAGCCGGGUCCCGGAGCCUCCCUUGGAAGCGGAGCCAGUGCCCGUGGACCGAGGCAGCCCCCUCCCUGAGGCCGUGCUUCCGGGAGCCAGUCCAGCCACAGUGCUCCCGGCCCCUCCAGCCGUGAGCGAGACGGCACCGGAAGGCGCCGGUGCCCCCACGACGCCAUCGGAGAAGUACCGAGUGGAGCAAGGCAAGCUGCGCUGCAACGCCUGCGCCUUCAGCCGGCAGGCGCUCGAGAGCCACCGCGCCCAGCAGCACGGCCAGCCCCAAGAGGCUGAGGGGCCUGGGAAUGCCGGGCUGCGCCCCCGGCGCCGCCUGUCCUGCCCCAGCUGCCCCUUCACCUGCCAGCAGGAACGGGCCCUGCGGACACACGCGCAGCGGGGCUGCGGGACACGGCGUGGCACUGCCCCUCAGCCCCCCUCCUCUGCCGCGCCCCCCCUGCGGCGGCACCGGCGCCCCCCCCGUGGGCGCUACAGCCAGCGCCCGGCGCUGCAGUGCAGGCAGGGCGAGUUCACCUGCAAGCAGGCCCGGGGCCUGGGGCAGCACGUGCGCGUGACGCACGAGGGCCUCAAGCCGCACCAGUGCCCCUACUGCGAAUUCAGCACCACGCGACGCUACCGCCUGGAGGCGCACCAGUCGCUGCACACGGGCGUGGGGCGCAUCGCCUGCGGCAGCUGCAGCCAGACCUUCGGCACCAACUCCAAGCUGCGGCUGCACCGGCUGCGAGUGCACGAGAAGACGCCCACGCACUUCUGCCCGCUCUGCGACUACAGCGGCUACCUGCAGAACGACAUCCCCCGCCACAUCAACAGUUGCCAUCGGGGUGAGCCACUCUACCCCUGCGCCCGCUGCGACGCCCGUUUCAGCUCGCCCACCGCCCUCAAGCAGCACGCACUGCGCCGCCACGCCGAGCCCGCCGCCUGCCGCUGCCCCCACUGCGGUCUGCAGUGCCGCAGCCGGGCCACGCUGCGGGGUCAUGCCCGGCGCCAGCACCCGCCUCGCCUCGAGUGCGGGGCUUGCCACGAGGCCUUCGCGACCCGCCGCGACCUGGAGACGCAUCGCCAGCAGCAGCACUUCAGCCACCGCUGUGGACUCUGCGGGUUCGCUGCCCGCGAGCGCCAGCAGCUGGUGCGGCACUACGUGGACAGCCAUGAGCCACCGGCUGCCGCCCCUGCUGCUGACCGGCCCCUGGCCUGCCCCUCUUGCGACUUCACCUGCCGCCACCAGCUGGUCCUGGAGCACCACGUCAAGGGCCACGGCGGCACCCGUGUCUACAAGUGCUCGGACUGUGCCUACACCACCAAGAACAAGCAGAAGAUCACGUGGCACAUCCGCAUCCACACGGGCGAGAAGCCUUACAAGUGCCACCUCUGCACCUACACAUGUGCCGACCCCUCACGCCUCAAGUACCACAUGCGAAUCCACAAGGAGGAGCGGAAAUACCUGUGCCCCGAGUGCGGCUACAAGUGCAAGUGGGUGAACCAGCUCAAGUACCACAUGACCAAGCACACAGGCUUGAAGCCAUACGGCUGCGAGGAGUGCGAGUACCGGACGAACCGGGCGGACGCGCUGCGGGUGCACCGGGACACGCGUCACCGGGAGGCACGGGCUCAUAUGUGCGAGCAGUGCGGCAAGGCCUUCAAGACGCGGUUCCUGCUGCGCACGCACCUGCGGGCCCACAGCGAGGCUCGGCCCUAUGUGUGCGGCGUGUGCCGGCGCGCCUUCCGCUGGGCCGCUGGCCUGCGCCACCACUUCCUCACCCACACUGACCUGCGCCCCUUCUUCUGCCACUUCUGUGCCUACCGCGCCAAGCAGAAGUUCCAGGUGGUCAAGCACGUCCGGCGCCACCACCCCGACCGCACCAGCGCUGCCGACCCCGCCCAGGGUGUGGGCAAGGACCCAGGUGCCCCCACCCUGCACCUGCACGACGUCCAGCUGCACGGCCGGCCCCGGGAUGAUGGUGGAGGAGCCCCGGCCGAGCCCCAGGGGUAGCCUCCACCCUGCAUCAAGUGCACGUGCAUGUACAGGCCAAUGUGUAUAUGGGAUGUAACAUAAAUGGGAGCUGUGCUCAUUUCUAACCUGGCUCCAGGGGUCACUGGGGGGGAGGUGGGGGGUACCCUAACCACCUCUGGUCAUGGGCGUGGGGGGGAAACUAGUCUCCGAGGCAGGCACCGAACCCACCUGAGCCUGCUUAGCUGAGUAGAGCUUCCAGACAGCCAGGCCCCAGGGCAGGGUGGCAAGGCAGUGC
Messenger RNA from Alligator sinensis (Chinese alligator), 5971 nucleotides. RefSeq names its product zinc finger protein 142 (gene ZNF142). Lineage: Eukaryota; Metazoa; Chordata; Crocodylia; Alligatoridae. Gene Ontology annotation, biological process: regulation of gene expression. Gene Ontology annotation, cellular component: nucleus. The record is from RefSeq and is a predicted model, not a curated record. The transcript is spliced from 8 exons. Bases 121 to 5715 code for a protein of 1864 amino acids.